GUGACACUUAUACUAGACGACCACGAUCUUCCCCUUUCACAACCUUUCUUCUUACCAUUACUAUGCAGCCACCCGAAGAUCCUCAAGCGGCCGCUCUUUUGAGAUAUGUCUUGUCGCAGACACGUCAGAACAUCGAGUUUCUGGCCUCUCAGGACUAUCUCUCGCCUACCGACGUCGCGGACAUGAUGCGUCGACUGCCCAAGCUGCAGGACGGACCGUCAGUUGAGGACAUGAAGGCAUUGACUAUAGCCCCUCCGCAAGACGUGCCUCCUCCGGCGCGCCGCAUUCCUCCCCCGCCCCCGCGCACGCAGAGAGCUAGAGCGGUAUGGGCGUACAAUGAGGACGGUCAGGAACCGAACGAUCUGUCCUUCUCGGCUGGCGAAAUUGUCGAGAUUGUCGAUGAAACGAAUGCAGACUGGUGGACCGGGAGCUGCAGGGGACGUCAGGGGCUGUUCCCAUCCAACCACGUAGAGAAACUGGAUACAAGCUCUAUGCCGAUGCCACCGCCGAUGCCACAAAUGAUGUCUCCGAUGCCUCCGAUGCCUCCUAUGCAGGCACCUCCAUCAUACGUCUCCGCACCCCCCGAGAAGCCAGUUUAUCGUCCAUUUGGAGCUGUCAGUCAACCGAUGGAUCAGCCUCCUCCGCCCGGUGCGGGCGUCAACUCUAUGGGAUUGCAGCAAGCUCCGCAGCAGGAGCACAAGAAGAGCAAGUUUGGCAGGCUCGGCAAUACGAUGGCUAACUCUGCUGCUGGAGGCGUUGGGUUUGGGGCUGGUGCUGCCAUUGGUAGUGGUCUCAUCAAUGCAAUCUUCUAACGUGUAUGAGAAUAUUCGCUUCUUAUCUAUGCUCGUCUGGACCUUGAAAGCUGUGACCCCAUAGACCCAUCAUAGCAUUAAUAAUCAUAUGCAUAUUUGUGUUCAAAGUUAAUGAUCGGACGGCUGGUGUUGUUGCAUGAGCAAGUGUCCGACACCAUGAUGGUAGUUUCUCACAAAGUGGGGCCAAUGGGCACGAGAUGCGGCCUGCCGAACUUAUCGCGAAUGAUUUCAUACAUUGUAGCAUUGAACAAGUAUUAUUCACAGAGGACAUAAGACGUUUUGACACCCAGAGAGUAAAACACGACAGCCGGGGAAAGCGAGCAGUCGUGUACAUACGCCUUUGAUUUGUAACGUGUAUAAUAAAAAAACACGGAGGACACAGAGAAUCGUAAAUUGGU
Messenger RNA from Laetiporus sulphureus 93-53, 1210 nucleotides. RefSeq names its product SH3-domain-containing protein. Gene Ontology annotation, molecular function: protein binding; lipid binding. Gene Ontology annotation, biological process: actin cortical patch localization; endocytosis; plasma membrane tubulation. The record is from RefSeq and is a predicted model, not a curated record. Lineage: Eukaryota; Fungi; Basidiomycota; Agaricomycetes; Polyporales; Laetiporaceae. The coding region runs from base 63 to 812 and encodes 249 amino acids. The transcript has 4 exons. Gene Ontology annotation, cellular component: actin cortical patch.